Molecule: messenger RNA, 1597 nt
Organism: Malania oleifera
Lineage: Eukaryota; Viridiplantae; Streptophyta; Magnoliopsida; Santalales; Ximeniaceae
Exons: 8
Coding region: 288-1448 (386 amino acids)
Source: RefSeq, a predicted model, not a curated record
AGACCUAAACGAUCGGGAGAGAUUUUUAUCCAUUUUGCUUUCUUGCGAGUUUCUCAAUUUGGAAUUGAACCAGAAAUUCCAACCCCAGCUACCGUUGUUUUCUCCUUUCUCUAGCGUGGAACACUUCACCCUUCUUCUUCCUCCUCCUCCUCUUCCCUUCCCCUCUUUUCUCCCUAUUGUUUUCUUCUCUGUUGCUGCGGCAUAAUGAAAGGCCUAAGAAAGGAAAUGGAAAUGUCAGGGAGUAAUGGACAUUGAGUACGGGGAAGCUACAUGUUUAAUGGGCCAUAAUGGACAAGAACAGUCUCCUACCUUUUAAUGUUGGUCAACUGGCAGAAUCGAGAUCUUUCCUUGUAGGUUUUCGUGGUGCAUGGUUCCGAUGCAGGAUAAAGGAGAUUGGCUCGAAAAGAGGUCAUCUGGGGCACGUGUUGGAAUAUUUUGACUUUCCUGAUGAAAAAAUUAAUUGGACAAAGUUAUAUCAGAGACCCCAAAUUCCUAAAGCUAAGGGAAGGGAUAUAAAGAUGCAGUUAAUGGUGCGUCCUUCCUUUCCUAAAAUAUAUCGUGAAAGCCAACUACCUGACAUCAAUGCAAUCUCAGAGGUUGUAGUUAUUGUCAAUGAUGCCUGGAAAGUGGGGGAUUUGGUGGAUUGGUGGACUGACGGAUGUUUUUGGUGUGGAAGAAUAUCUCAAAUAUUGGAUGAUGGAAAGGUUCAGGUUGAGCUGCCGCCUCCUCCUCUGGGUGAAGGGCUAUCAUAUGAAGUUUCCUCUGAGGACUUGCGCCCAUCCUUGGAUUGGUGUCCAGAAGUUGGGUGGACAGUGCCUACCCCUACAGAGCUUGAAAAUUGUUGUCCUUGUGCUCGACUAAUUCAACCUGUGAAUCAAGUUCAAAGGGUGCUUCCAAACUUGAUGGUGGAUGAAGAAAGAAGGGAUGGUCAGGGCAUUGCUGGCUCGCCAACUGGCGUUAUUGCUUCAUUUUCUUCUCACAUUUCUGGUAGUUCAGUUCCUCCUCCAGAUAGAUCUGAGCACUCUCUAGCAACGGAAAUGUCAAAGCAACCUUUGAGCAGUACUGGUACUGGAUCCAAGAAAGAGAUGUCUGCACCAGAAACCAAUAUGGAUUUGGAUGUAGCAGAUGGUAGCACCGGGAGAACCAGUUUGUCUGAUAGUGUAUCAAGUUCACACUUUGGAGAUGAUUUGGAUGGAUUGAUGGGAACCAAGGUGGGGAAAGACCGAUAUUCUAACAGUGGGUCGUCAAAAAAGAUGAGAACAGGUGGAGACACAUUCUUGAAUUCCAUGUGUUCUGAUACAUUAGAAGCCUCAAUAUUAGAUUUGGAGGAACUUGCAAACAAAGUUAAAUGGCUCAAAGGAAUUUUAGAGUUUGGAAUUCCUUUGUCCAAUGCGGUGCGCCCUCCCUGGAAAUUUUUGGAACAUCGAGCACCAUCUAUGCAAAAAUGAGUGCUUCAAAAUGCUUGUAUCAUCAACUAGGCCAGUUCAAUUUUUAGGCUCUUACACAUAGUGCUUACCCUAAUCGAGUAUACAGAUUUGUCUCUUCAUAGCCUGCUAACUUUGUGGGAAAAUAAAGGUGACUACUGUUAAUUUAACCA